This is a messenger RNA of Lathyrus oleraceus (garden pea), 746 nucleotides long. RefSeq lists its product as uncharacterized. The record is from RefSeq and is a predicted model, not a curated record. The transcript has 3 exons. The coding region runs from base 321 to 746 and encodes 141 amino acids. NCBI's taxonomy places the organism in Eukaryota, Viridiplantae, Streptophyta, Magnoliopsida, Fabales, Fabaceae.
CGUGUGGUGAGAGAAACAGAGAAUUGAAAAGAAAUAUUUUUCCAAAAGCAUUACCGUAUUUCACUUGUUCUUCAUUUUCGGUAACCCAAAAUCGUCCCGAUUAUUCGCCGAAACACAAAACCGAUUUCAUAUCUUUGAAGUUCGUUGAGUCCAGGUCACAAAUAUCCAAGGUUCAUUUCAUUCCGGCGUCGUUUCACCGAUCAAAAGCGACGUUGAAGUCAGGUACUCAGGAAGGCAGCCAGCACUGCGUCGGUGACGGUUUCCAGCUUUCGGUCGAUCAUUUGGACGAUCAGAAGUUCAUCCUCUUCACACAAGGAAACAUGGAUUUUGGACGGAGAAGUGUGAAAAAAUACAAUCUCAUCAAUCCAAAGAUAGAUGAACUAAAGAAAUUGGUUUCUUCGAUCGCAGAUCCUAUUGGUUUCAGAGACAGAUAUGGGGCACUUAUAUCUUUAUUGACACUUAGGAUGGAAGAAGGGUUAUUGCAGACAUUAGUACAGUUCUAUGAUCCAGUCUAUCAUUGUUUCACAUUCCCAGACUAUCAACUCAUGCCUACAUUGGAAGAGUAUGCCCAGUUGCUUCACAUCCCAGUUGCUGAUACAGUACCUUUCUCUGGUUCAGAAAAGUUACCCGAGCACAGUUCUCUUGCAAAAGUGUUGUACAUGAAGAAGUCAGAAUUCAAGAAUAACUUCACCACCAAAGGAGGACUUCCAGGUUUCACUAUUGUUCUAUUUAAUUUAGCUAAUUAA